This is a messenger RNA of Serendipita indica DSM 11827, 2637 nucleotides long. NCBI's taxonomy places the organism in Eukaryota, Fungi, Basidiomycota, Agaricomycetes, Sebacinales, Serendipitaceae. The record is from the annotation of a GenBank genome assembly.
AUGUCCAAUGGCGUCGAUGUAUUGUCUGGUCGAGGAGAAAUAACGAGUAAUGCCCUGCAAUCGCGAGUAACAUCUAUCAACGGUUCUGGGACCUCUCAGCGUGCUGCAGUGGCCACGGCCGAUGAUGCUCCAUCAAAGGCUCAGACGAAUAAGGCAUCUUCAAACUCGCCUACACGACCCAGCAACGGGCAAUCCUCCAAAGACAAUCUGCAGACGGAGGCUGCGACACCGAAGAGCCUGAACGCAACAGUCAAGGAAGUCCUCAACACUAAACCAGAAAAGGGUGCGAAGCAGGUCAACUCCGCCGCUCCAAACAUCUCGAAGACUAUCGUCAAGAAAAGCAAGCCGAAUAACAGCAUAGCGGGCCUACAUUUCAACCCCGGUCUCUUCAAUCUGGGGAAUUCUUGCUACCUCAACUCGACGUUGCAAGGGCUUAUGUCUACGCGCCUUCUAGAAAACAUCGUGGAGUUCACUAUCCCACCAGACUUUGUGGGCCGCCUUUUUCCCGAACGGAGCCCAGCUCUCAGGAAUGGGCGAGGUCCGCAACGGUUACGCCAUGUGGAUGGCAUGGAGAUAUGCAUGACCUUUAUACGCACAUUGGAACAUGGCUGGCAUCUCCGGGACACCACCCCUGCUCGUCAAAGGGUUUCGAUGAACGUUCGGGAGCUCCGAAACCGUGUCGGUCGAAAGUAUGACCAGUACUUGGAUUUCCAACAACAAGAUGCUCACGAGUUCUUGCGACACCUUCUCGACUGUAUGUACAUGGAGGAGCUGGAUGAGAUCAAAAGGCGACAACCACCUCCUGUCAAACGACGCCGCGGACAACCUGCCCAAGAUCCACCAGUACAACCCAUACCAGAGAAUGAGCGUUUGAUUCCAUUUGUGGAUCAAGUAUUCGGUGGACAAUUAGCGAGUAUGCUCAUUUGCGCCAGCUGUAACCACGUCUCACAUACCUACGAGCCUUUUAUGGAUCUUUCUCUAUCCAUUAGGUCUGAAGAGGACAAAGAAUCCAAGCGCAACCGUCUCAAGGCAUUCGCGCAAAAGUUUACCCGUCAAGCCGGUAAAUCCGUUCCACGACCACUAUCGACUCCUCCAUCACCCCGAAAGACCACGACGGAACUCGAGCCUCCCGUAACCUUGGAGAGAAGACGCAGCUUGGAGCUGUCUGAUAGUAGAUCUGACAGCGAUCCUGAUGAGAGUAAAAGGGCAACACUUGCUGCUCUAACAAAGUCCGACGACGCGUCUUCACUACGGAGAGUAUCGAUCCAGCUCGGUCCAACCAAGUCGAGAGAUCGGAGCAGAUCCCGAGAACGCGAAGAGUCACAGAAUGUAGAAUCGAAGAGUCGACAAAAGGCGGCUCAGAAGGCUGCGUAUCUCAAAAGAAUAAAGGCAGAAAUUGCGUCUCCCAAGAGCCCGCUAGAGCUCCUUCGAAGUGGCUUAGGCUCAUCGGGUACUCCUAAUGGAGACUCGAUUACUGCUGCGGCUGCCAGCUGGCUCAGGCUGGGUCCCACCCAUGGACCUCACCUCUUACAUUGUUUGAAGCAGUUUACAGCCGUGGAAUCUCUAGAAGGCGAUAACAUGGUCGGCUGUAGUCGCUGUUGGAAAUUGGCAAAUCCUACUUAUGUCUCGCGCAAGCGUCGCAACUCCGCAUCAUCUUCCAGCUCCUCCGACUCCGACUCCGAUUCCGAAAACGAGCCAACCCGGAGACCAGAGACAAAACAGCCAGCCAGCAUCCCAUCACUUGCCCGGAGUGAGCCACUAUCAUCCUCUGCUCAAGAAAGCGGCACAUCCCUUGGAGGUAGCUCCUAUCAGGGUCCUCCUAUCCCCUCGAUCUCUACAACUUCUCCACUGGAACCAAAUGGGCUCUUGUCGUCGGCCCAAGUGCCUUCACAUCAUGCAGCUACAUCUUCGAGUUCAACUACAUCCAACUAUCUCACGCCUGUAUCCAGUAGACAUGGAAGCGUUGGACGAUCGAGCUCCUCGGCUGCGGCUGAUGCAGACGUUGAUUCGGUAUCGACAGCUAGCGCUUCUGACGUCUCGACAAGGCCCAAAGAGGUUCGGCUAAAGACUCCUUCAAUCCCCAAGUCACAAAGAGUCAUGCUCCGUAAGGCAUAUAAACGCUACCUGAUCGCGGUUCCUCCGCCAGUCCUCGUGAUACACCUCAAAAGGUUCCAACAAGUCACUCGCAUGCCUGUGGCAUUAUUUGGGUCGUUGAAGAAAAUCGACGACUUUAUUGCGUUCCCUGAAUAUCUUGACCUAAAGCCCUUCAUCGCGCCACGACGAGAGGAUUUUGGUCUUCGUCCGUCUAAGAUCAAAGACAACAAAGGGGCAUAUGAAGACCAAGUUAUGUACCGGUUAUCCGCAGUCGUGGUACAUAUCGGGAACAUGUUGGGCGGGCAUUAUGUCGCAUACACGGCCCUACCGCCAGCUACGCCCAUCGACUCGGCCUCAGGCGAGGCUCCCAGCAACGAAAGGCGCUGGUCAUUCCAAAGCGACCAGAUCGUUCGAGUUGCCACGCUGGAAGAGGUUCUCUCGGCCAAGGCGUAUCUGUGCUUCUACGAACGCGUGUCAGAGGUUCCUGCCUCUGUCUUCGCUGCGUCCAGUACCUCUCAGAGCACAUCGAGUCGGAAAAGGUGA